Messenger RNA from Ziziphus jujuba (common jujube), 2223 nucleotides. Its product is annotated as non-specific phospholipase C3. The record is from RefSeq and is a predicted model, not a curated record. NCBI's taxonomy places the organism in Eukaryota, Viridiplantae, Streptophyta, Magnoliopsida, Rosales, Rhamnaceae. The transcript is spliced from 3 exons. Gene Ontology annotation, molecular function: hydrolase activity, acting on ester bonds. The coding region runs from base 499 to 2049 and encodes 516 amino acids. Gene Ontology annotation, biological process: phospholipid catabolic process.
UCACAAGAAAAAAGGCAUUAAUUAUUAUCGAUUAUUAGUUUUUCUAUAAUUUUUUUUUCCCAGAGGGAGCAUGUGAUAAUAUAUAUAUAUAUAUAUGUGUGUAUUGUGGAGGCUGCUGCUUCAACUUGAACAUGCUGUUCACGUUAUCGACCAUUUCAUUGGAUACUACUUGUCCUAAUAGUCCGCCAGUUCCCUUAAUAAAAUUAUAUUGAUCUUCAAUGCGCGGCCACCACAUAUAUUUAUAUUAAUUAACAAUCCAACUCCAUAUGCAUUGUUGACCAUGAAUAUCUUCUUUUGCUUGAUUAACUUCUUCUCAACCAAUUAGUUUCUCCUCCAGUACGUCCUUCUCCCUUUCGAAGCCAAUAAAACUAGCUAGUUGUUGUUGUUCAUUUCUCCUCCUCUUUGUUUUUUGACAUCAUAUAUAUAUAAAUAUAAGAGUCAUAAUUAAGUUGAUUUGAUAAUUAAGCAGCUGGCAGCCAUAGCCGCAGCAGCAAAAAUAUGGUUUCGGAGUCUACAAGUAGCGGCUAUCCGAUCAAAACCGUAGUGAUACUAGUGCAAGAGAACCGAUCGUUCGACCACAUGCUGGGUUGGAUGAAGUCCGUCAACCCAGAAAUCGACGGCGUCACCGGAUCCGAGUCCAACCCCAUUUCGACGUCCGACCCGACGUCCAAGAGGAUCUUCUUCGGGGACCGCUCCGAGUACGUGGACCCGGAUCCCGGGCACUCCAUCCAAGCCAUCUACGAGCAAGUGUUCGGGGAGGAGUGGAGCGAGGCGUCGGCGUCCGAGAAUAAUCUACAGCCCACGAUGCAAGGCUUCGUGCAGAACGCGGAGAAGACACAGGAGGGCUUGGCGGAGACGGUGAUGAACGGGUUCAAGCCGGAGAGCGUGCCGGUGUACCGGGAGCUGGUAAAGGAGUUCGCCGUCUGCGACAGGUGGUUCGCGUCUGUGCCGGCGGCCACGCAGCCCAAUAGACUUUAUGUGCAUUCUGCCACGUCAUAUGGGAUGACAGGGAACGACACCAAGCAGCUCAUCGAGGGUUUCCCUCAGAAGACCAUUUUCGAGUCUGUGGAGGAAAACGGCCUCUCCUUUGGGAUUUACUACCAGUAUCCUCCUUCUACGCUCUUUUACAGGAAUCUUAGAAAAUUAAAAUACGCGGAUAACUUCCAUCAGUUUGAUUUGGACUUCAAGAGGCAUUGCGAGGAGGGGAAGUUACCAAACUAUGUGGUGAUUGAGCAGAGAUACUUCGAUCUCUUAUCCAUACCCGCCAAUGACGAUCACCCUUCUCAUGAUGUCUCAGAAGGUCAGAAAUUUGUAAAAGAGGUCUAUGAAGCUCUUAGAGCAAGCCCUCAGUGGAAUGAGAUCUUGUUCCUCGUUAUAUACGACGAGCACGGCGGUUUCUACGACCACGUUCCAACUCCGGUCACCGGUGUACCCAGUCCAGACGACAUUUCUGGUCCCGAGCCAUACAACUUCAAGUUUGACCGUCUCGGCGUGAGGGUUCCCGCCAUAUUGAUUUCUCCUUGGAUAAAACCAGGAACUGUAUUGCAUGAACCAUCAGGUCCAUACCCUUCAUCGCAGUUCGAGCACUCGUCCAUUGCAGCAACGGUGAAGAAGAUUUUCAACCUGAAAGACUUUCUGACAAAGCGGGACGCAUGGGUCGGAACUUUUGAGAGUGUUCUGAAUGCGAGCACCCCAAGAACAGAUUGUCCAGCGAGUCUGCCAGAGCCUGUGAAACUGAGAGAGACAGAGGCAAAAGAAGAAGGAAAACUGAGCGAGUUCCAAGAGGAGUUGAUACAGAUGGUUGCCACAUUGAAUGGGGACCACAGCAAGGAUAUCUAUCCCCGCAAGCUGGUUGAGGAUUUGAAUGUUUCAAAGGCCGCUACUUACAUUGAAGGCGCAUUUAAAAAAUUCUUGGAUGAACGUGACAAAGCCAAGCUAGCAGGGAUUGAUAUCAACGAAAUUGUUGUGGGGAUAGCUUCACCUACACAGCCACACUCCUCCAAAUCUUUUGCCCAGAAGAUAUUUUCUUGCUUGGUUUGUGAUCAUUAAGGAGUAACAACUCUAUUGUUAUCAUUUUCUUGCUUAAAUAUUGGCUUGUGAUCAUUUAUGUCUAUGUCUAUGUCUAUGUCCAUGUCCAUGUAUGUACUUCAUAAAUAUUCAUGUUCACAUUCCAUUUCAACAAUAUUUUCUACUUUCAGACCAUAUAUAUGCGUUUGCUUUUAU